Molecule: messenger RNA, 1722 nt
Organism: Vicia villosa (hairy vetch)
Lineage: Eukaryota; Viridiplantae; Streptophyta; Magnoliopsida; Fabales; Fabaceae
Exons: 2
Coding region: 265-1509 (414 amino acids)
Source: RefSeq, a predicted model, not a curated record
AAGCUCAUAACAAUACAAAUUCUGGAAGUUGACUUCUCUAGUCAUUUAUUCUAUCAUAAAUAUCAAACUUCUUUACUAUCUUUAGUACCUUUCAUUCACAUGUAUCACAAAUUAUCAACUUUCAUUAUGAUGUUGAUCUUGCAUUCAUGUUUUAAUUUAUCUACUGUUAUAACUAAGUUGAUUAAUUUUUUACUGAUUCACCAGAUGCUGUGUUUAUUAAAAGUUGCUUCUUAAGUUAGGUCAUUACUUUAAGACCAAGAACUAAUGGCAGAUUACCGGAUUCCGAAAAAAUUAGUAUCUGAUUGGGAACCUAGCAAUUUAAUUAAUCAUCCAAUUCAGGCCGAUUCGGUUUGCAAGCACCGAAAACUAAAUUCUGAUAAGCUACCAGAUAUGAAAUGGUGGCUACAUGUGAAGAGUGAUAUGGAGUGUGAAGCAAAUUAUUCCUGCAAGACUAAAGAGUUUGGUGCGUUCUAUGAGGAAUUUCUCGAUGGAAAUGUUAAGAAUGGGGAAGAUCAGUCGAUCAUUGACUUUGAUGCUCUUUCUUAUAUUGGAAGUGAUAAUUUAUCGGUAGAUCAGCCGUGGAAUGUAUCUUCUACAUGUAUGAAAAACAAUGAUAGCAGGAUGCGGAAAAUUGAGGCUUCGUUGAAUAAAGAUUUACGUUGUAGUCCCAAGAAGAAAGAUCAGAAGGAGUUUGGGUUUUCGGAUGGUCAUUUUAUGGAUUGCGAUGUUUCUGACUUCUCAGUCUCUGAGAAAACGACAACAUGUUUGAUGGGAAACGAGAAACCUGGGCCUUGGUGGCGCAAUGCUGGAAAAGAUGAAUUGGCUUCUUUGGUUGCUCAGAAGUCACUUGAGCAUGUGGAGAAUUGUGAUCUCCCUCAUCCUCAGCCUAAGCAUUUUGGGCCGAGAUUUUCAAAGGGUGUUGAUCAUGAUAAGAUAAAAUCAUCGUCAAUAAACCAGAAAGCCGAGACUUGUUCUUCCAAUGCAGAUGGUUAUACAUCUGGAACACCUAAUUCUGGUUGCUCUUUUCAGGAUUCAGACAGUCACUUCAGUUCUGGCCAGAUCAAAGAUACCGGUUCAAGCAACAAAGAUUUUCAAAUAAAUUCUGAGAACAGCAGCAUUACCGAGCUGUUAGAAGCAUUGUGUCAUUCUCAAACAAGAGCAAGAGAGGCUGAGAAAGCAGCGCAACAAGCCUACAACGAGAAGGAGCAUAUUGUGAGUCUUUUCUUCAAACAGGCUUCUCAGCUCUUUGCAUACAAGCAGUGGUUCUACAUGCUGCAGCUUGAGAACCUCUGCCUUCAACUCAAAGACAAAAACCAGCCAUUGCUAAAUCUCUUUCCACAAAGGGGAAAGCACUUUAAGAAAAAUCGUUGCAGAUCUGAAAAGAAAAAGAUUAGUAACAGAAAACAUGGAAUUAGAAAAUGCGUUGUCGCGUUUGCGGUGGGUUUAAGUCUUGUUAGUGCAGGUUUGCUUCUUGGUUGGACCAUGGGAUGGAUGUUUCCUUCAAAAUGACAUCUUGAUUGAGACACUGACUAAGGUUGUUUGAGUUAUUCUGUUGUGAUGAUAUGAUUCAAAAUAGUAUGUAUAUGUUAUGUGAUGCUGUCCAUUGUUUCCAUUUCCAUCAUUUGUAAAUAUUUCUCGUUGGUUGAGACCUGUUACAUGUAUAUAUUUAAAGAUGACAUUUGUGUACAAAGAAUGUGUCAUGCUUUUGAAAAUUUUCCAGUA